AUGGCCCUGAGCAUGAGACUAAACAGCACAGUCAUUCGAAUCAAGGGCUAUGAUCACACCUUACGCACACGUCUGGAGAUUCACAGAAAACCACAGAUAUCGAAACAAGAUACACUACACUCUCAAAUACUAUACACGCUAUACACGCACCAGAAUGCCAGCUGGUAUCAAGACGUCUCCCCUGCACAGACUCUUGCUACUGUUCGCCUUUCGUGUGAUCUUGUUAUGGGACUUGAUGCUUAUCAGUACCUGUCGAAGAAUCUUCCACGUCCUUCUGUCAUCACAUUCCAAGGCGCUCAAGCUCUGGCUACAGCACCUGGCACCGCUUCCAAGUACCGUGAAAAAUCAGCUAUGUGCAUCAACGGAACAUCAUUUUUUGGAUCAUUAUAA
This is a messenger RNA of Melampsora larici-populina 98AG31, 390 nucleotides long. RefSeq lists its product as uncharacterized. The transcript has 3 exons. NCBI's taxonomy places the organism in Eukaryota, Fungi, Basidiomycota, Pucciniomycetes, Pucciniales, Melampsoraceae. The record is from RefSeq and is a predicted model, not a curated record. Bases 1 to 390 code for a protein of 129 amino acids.